This is a messenger RNA of Triticum dicoccoides, 2511 nucleotides long. Its product is annotated as disease resistance protein PIK6-NP-like. Gene Ontology annotation, molecular function: ADP binding. The record is from RefSeq and is a predicted model, not a curated record. Lineage: Eukaryota; Viridiplantae; Streptophyta; Magnoliopsida; Poales; Poaceae. The coding region runs from base 985 to 2346 and encodes 453 amino acids. The transcript is spliced from 9 exons.
AUCCGUAUGUGGUUUGUAGUGGAAUCUCUAAAAAGACUUGCAUUUAGGAACGGAGGGAGUAUUAUUGUUGUUCCAGACUUGAGAUCCAGCCAGCUUGCAUUUGAUUGUGGAAGUCUUAUUUACCUGCAGAGCGACCGAGCCAACUACAGUUCUUAUUCACCUGGCAUCGCAGCAGGUAAUCUUAUUUACCUACAGACUGUUCAACUAUCGCUGUCUCCAUUAUCAGCUUAACAUCUCACUCCUAUAAGAAACAAUCAUCAGUGCUGAACUGGGUGAUUAGUUGAUCUCUGCUGAUUGGUUCAGCACCUGCAGGCAACCCAAGAGAGUGUUAUUUUAAGUCACUAACCACCCAUAAAACGCAACAGAUAUGGAAGGACGACACCGCCAUCCAUGAAAAAUAAGUGAGCACCUCCUGUGAAGAAACAAUUUCGAGGCCAGCCACCUUAAUAAGAGAACAAAUGACCAAUCCUUCAGUGCAGCAUCAUAUUAUAUACUACUCGUGCAGUGCUACCGGUAGGUGUUGCUUUCUCUGUUAAAAAUGUAACCAACUCAUCAACCAUAAAAUAGACACAACUUGCCUCACUGCUCAGCCUUACUUGGUUGUCCUCUGUCCAUCUGCACCAGCUAGUCUUGUUCCCUUUUCUUGGUGUGCUAUCUCCGGCGACUCCGUUCUUCAUCGCGGCUGAACAAGAAGUGGUUGUCGAUUUCUGUCAAGUUCAGAUCGAGCCAGCUUGCAUUUUGUUGCCGAAAUCUUGGGUGCGUUGUUGGCCGGGGGAUCACGAUCUGUGGUGCGCCGCUCUCCUGUCCCGCAGAUUGACCGAGCCAACUACAGUUCUUAUUAUUUAUCUCGCAUCGUAGCAGCGAUGGGCUAGUCGGCUGUGGGCAUCCAGGAGCUGGUGGCCUUCGAGUGGGUGUGCCAGAACCAAUUCACCUGCUCAUCCUUGGUAAAAGAGUUGACUUUUGAAAGAUGUAAACGACGAAUACAUGGAACAGGUCCAGACCGCUCAAAUCAAAGAUCGAGCGACUGUGAUGGAGGCCGUGCUGAGCGCCUCCCGGGGAGCCGUGCAGAUCCUGUUGGGGAAGCUUGGCAACGUCCUUGCCACCAAAUAUGCGCUUCUCGGCGGUGUUCGUGGGGAGAUCCAGGAGCUCAAGGAUGAGCUCGAGAGCAUGACCUCGUGUCUCCGCGACCUCGCGGAUGACGAUGAUCACAACGAACAAACCAGGAUUUGGAUGAAACAAGUGAGGGAGGUCGCGUUCGAUGUGGAGGACUGUGUGGACAGGUUCUGGCAUCACCUCAGCGAGAAUCAUGGAGACCGUCAAGGACUCCUGGAAUACCUCCAUAGGAUGUUCAACAUGGUGCGAACAUUGAGGGUGCGGCACAAGAUGGCUACCGAUAUCCAGGGCCUCAAAUCUCGUGCCCAGAAAGUGAGUGAUCGGAGGCUCAGGUACACGUGCACUCAGAAAGUGAGUGACGACCUGGCUGGACGAUCGGGCAAAGCGCUUGAUACUUCGUACAGCCACCUCGACAACCUGGACCGCUGGCUGCCAGCAAUACAUGGUGACGGGUCCGGGCUAGUCGGGAUGGGCAACAUGACUGAUGCCGUGGUUAGCCUGCUGAACGAGCAACGCCAGGCGGCGGGGAGUCCCCGAGUGCUGUCCAUAGUGGGGUUUGGUGGUCUCGGCAAGACCACCCUCGCGGCGACCGUCUACAACACCCCAGAGUUGGGCGGUAUCCAGUGCCGUGCUUUCGUUCCAGUGUCCCAGACAUACGACACCCGUUCUCUUCUUGAGUCCAUGUUGAAGCAGCUUUCGGCUAAAGCUGACAAUGAUGAACAUGAAGAUCUCCUCAGGAACAUUAGACGCUGGGACAUAAGCAAACUAGUUGACAAUAUCAAACAACGUUUGAAGCAGAAGAGGUCGAUCAACUUCCUCUGCGAAGCAAGAAUGGCUAAGAGGAUGAGGUCGGUUGAAGUGAUCCAUGAAGAGCCGAAAGAGGACAUCUUCCUGAUGUCAACAGUGAUAGCUAAGCUUGAUGCCGGAGAAAAUGUUGAUGAGGACGUCUCGGGAGAGGAAUCAGUGUGUUUUGAUGGGAUAAAAAAGUUUAUUCAUUACACGAUCGAACAUACUUCAGUGAAAGCACAGGAACCAUUGUGUUUCGAGAUCGAAGAAGGAUACGACGAGACCGAUCCAUAUGUGUCAACUUUGUUUGAUGAAAUUUGGUACGUGGAAGACGAUCAUGACUGCUGUUCGAGGGUUUCUUCUAAAUACCAAGCUGAGAAGGAUUACUUUAGUGAUGAUGGAGAUGAGGUUGACAGCUUGGCGUGCAAAAGGAGAAAAAUUGUCUAGGCAGGACGUACUCACUAUCGUUUGAGCUAGUUUUAUGUAAAAGCACGUGCCCAUGGUAUGAUGGAUCUAUUUAUGAGAAUAAAAACUUGCAUUUCAAUUCUUAGGUGUGUUUAGAUUAAUUAUUACAUCUAUGAUGUAGUUUGAUAAAUGUUACUAUUUCACUGA